AUGGAUAAUGGUCAGCUGAGUGGUGUUGUUUUCCUUGAUAUUAGAAAAGCUUUUGAUUCUAUUGAUCAUACAAUCUUAUUGCAAAAGAUGAAUGAUCAAUUUGGAAUAAAAAAUGUGGAACUGGAUUGGUUUAAGUCCUAUCUAACUAAUAGAGAGCAAGCAUGCAUUGUCAACGGUGCAAUGUCAUCACCUAAAGCGAUUGUGUGCGGAGUUCCGCAGGGAUCAAUUCUUGGUCCCUUGCUGUUUUUAUUAUAUAUUAAUGAUUUACCCGAAUGCCUCGAAAAAACUUCGCCACACCUAUACGCUGAUGAUACUCAAAUUUCUACUUCUGCCAAAACUAUUGAGGAACUUACUGAAAAUCUAAAUAAUGACCUGAAAAAAGUCGGUGAGUGGCUUGCUCGAAAUAAACUGCACCACCACCCAACUAAGACCAAAUUAAUGUAUAUCGGUUCAAAGUAUAAUACUGAUACUAUGACUUAUGAUAUUCCAGUAAUGAUGAAUAACCAAUUCAUAACUCUUGCUCAUUCAUCCACAUGCCUUGGGGUUAAACUUGAUGAAAACCUUAAUUGGCAUGAGCAUGUUGAAAUGAUUUGUAAGAAAGUUGGGGCCGGCAUAGGAGCAAUGCAACGAAUUAAGCCAUAUGUUCCUAUAAAUACCUUGCAUACCAUCUACAGAGCUUUGAUAGAACCGUAUUUUGAUUAUUGUAGUCCAUUAUGGGACGUCUGUAACCAACAGCUGAAAGAUAAGCUUCAAAAGUUCCAAAACCGUGCAGCGAGAAUUAUAACCGGUGCCAGCUAUGAAACAAGGUCUGCUGAUGUUCUUCGAUCCCUUGCUUGGGAAAAUUUAGAGAUAAGACAACGUACAACUAAAUCCACAUUAAUGUAUAAAGUCCCGAAUGAUUGCGCUGGGCCGAACUUGAAGGAUGCUCUAACGAGAAGGGACCUUGUUCAAACCAGUUAUAAUCUUCGCAAUACUUAUACUGACCUUACCCUUUCUAAGCCAAAACGAGAAUUUCUAAAAAAAAGCUUUAAGUAUAGCGGAGCUAAAUUGUGGAAUAGUCUUCCUUCUGAUGCGAAGCUAGCGCAAUCAAUUUAUUCUUUUAAAAACUGCCUGAAAGUUUCACGCUAACAUCUUCUAAUAUACUGUAUAUGCAUGCUUUAGAAAUAUGGGUCUCACCGUUUGGAACUUAAUUCUUGUAUUGUAAAUAGUUGUAUAUAAUUCUUUAUUCUUUUCUAUAUCAUAUUUGUAAUUUUUAAUAGUAACAGACGUCCCUCGUGAAAAUCAACAAAUCGUUGACGAGGCUAACGUCUUUAAAUAAAGUUUACAUACAUACAUACAUACAUACAUACUCGCUUAUAUUAAUUCAGCAUCGACCAAUGCAAUACUAGUUCUGCAAGUGUUAUGUUAAUUAACAUAACACUUGCAGAACUAGCUAGUAUUGUUUAUACUGUAAACGCGCAUGAUUAAACCUGACUAGAUUGACCAUUAUUAUUGAUCAGAGGUCGGUUGUAUCCACCGCCGGAUAGUGAUUUUUCAACCGUUUUGAAAAUGCUUUAAAAAGCUAUAAAAUUACGAAAAUGGGCAUCACAACCGAUAAAAAGAAACUGCAAUUUUUAAAUGCUCAUGUUUAAUAAUGCGGCUAUCCGGGCUGCAAUCUUGCGUACAGCCGCCCUCAAAAGUUGUGAAAGGCCACUUAUUAAAAUCGGAAUACCGAAAACAAAUACGAAUCAGGCAUUCAUAGUGCUUGCUUUGAUUCUUUUAUCAUGAAUCGUUUCUAAAUUCUAUACCUAGCUUACGGCACGUGAUGUGAAUUGUCUUAUUAUAACAACUAACAAUUAAUACCCUCCGCCAAAUCUGGAACGCCUAACGUUUCCUAAAGUCCCACUUGCAUGGUACUUGUAAACGCAUGCGGUUCGCUGAUUUGCCACUUGUUUUCAAAUAGUCUAAUAUCACUGCAAGUGGAGUGACCAAAACAUGCAGACCUGUGGAUUUGUUUAUCAGCAAAACGUUACCAGUUCAUCAACUAUAGUUUUAGUGUUUUGCUCUGGGUCAUGCUGGAAAGACGUUCUUAUUUUUUACAAUAUACAUUACAUUUAUAUUUAUGACAUGAAAUAAACUAAAUAAAAUUAAUGUAUAUUAAUUUUAUUUAGUUUAUUUCAAUUUACAUUAUAUAAACAUUAUAGUUUAGCAUAUGCAAAAUUCACUAUUAUUAUACAAUAUUAUUAUAUAAACAUUAUAGUUUAGCAUAUGCAAAAUUCACGAAAAGCAGUGCAAAUUUGUGGUCUUUCAGCAUUAAUCACUCUUGAUUACCACCACCUGCAUGUGCGUGCUUACAAAAACCAGAAAACUGAUUCUACAUUUGAUUAUUAUUAAUAGUUGUUAAUGAGCGUGCGUAUACAGCAACCACAUACUAUUUGAUAACUGAGACAAACAAGAGUAACGGUCAUUUGGAAUUAAGUAACUCGUUUGGAAGAAUAACAUGAAUAAAUUAAUUUUUCAACAGCAGUAAAGCUUAUAGACCUUAUUUUGUUGGGAACAUUCUUGCAGUUGCGCAACCUCGUAACGCGCGCAUACACUAGUUAUACUGUAAACGCGAAUGAUUAAACCUGACUAAAACACAAAACAAUAUAAAGCAAUUAUAGUCGAAACGUAAAGAACUGAAAAUGUUUACAAUUUUCGGAGUGUCUAUUCUUUUGUGUUUUAUUAAAAUACUCUAUGGCAACCGCAAUUUUUUAAACCUGACUAGAUUGACCAUUAUUAUUGAUCAGAGUUCGGUUGUAUCCACCGCCGGAUAGUGAUUUUUCAACCGUUUUGAAAAAUAAUGCUUUUAAAAGCUAUAAUUAAAAUUACGAAAAUGGGCAUCACAACCGAUAAAAAGAAACUGCAACUUCUAAAUACUCAUGUUUAAUAGUGCGGCUAUCCGGGCUGCAAUCUUGCGUACAGCCGCCCUCAGAAGUUGUGAACGGCCACUUCUUAUUAAAAUCGGAAUACGUACCGAAAACAAAUAUGAAUCAGGCAUUCAUAGUGCUUGCUUUGAUUCUUUUAUCAUGGAUCGUUUCUAAAUUGUAUACCUAGCUUACGGCACGAGAUGCGAAUUGUCUUAGUAACAACUAACAAUACCCUCCAAGUCUGGAACGACUAACGUUUCCUAAAGUGCACUUGCGUGGUACUUGUACACGCAUGCGGUUCGCUGAUUUGCCGCUGAAAGUAGAGUGACCAAAACAAAGCUGUUGUAUCAAAAUCAGCUAAAAGUAUCAAAAUCAGUUCAUAAACUUUAGUUUUAGUGUUUUGCUCUGGAUCAUGCAGAAAAGACUUGAAAUUUCCUAAUUUUUUACAAUACAUUACAUUUAACAAAUAUAAAACAUUUUCUCGUGUUGACAUUUGUUGACUCAGCGUUCAGAAUUACAAAUGCUAUAUUAUAAUUAUAUUUAUGACAUGAAAUAAACUAAAUAUAUGUAGUUUUGACAAUAUUAUUAUAUAAACAAUAUAAUAGUUUAUAUAGUAUAUGCAAAAUUCGGGAUCCCCAAAGCAGUACAGAUUUGUCUACCUCCUCCGCAGGUCAUACAGCCCGUAAUCAGCAUGCCUGUUCGCAAAUUUGACAUUUGAGACGAAGGCUUUAUAUUUAUGAAAGGCCUGCGGAGGAGGUAGCAGAUUUGUGGUCUUUCAGCAUUAAUGAUUCUUGGUUGCCACCACCUGUGGCUGUUUACAAAAAAAAUCAACAUUUGAUUUGGGAUUUGAGAAAAUUUUUGCAGUUGUAUGGGCAUCGGAUGAUUCAAUUUGCAUUUCGUGAAAACGCGUAUAUUAUGCACUUCGCUUACAAAAAAACUGAAAAAAUCUACACUAUACUUGAUUAUUACAGCUGAUAAUGAACGCAUGCAGCAACCCCGGCAUAUUAUUUGAUAACUGAGACAAACAAGAGUAUAUAUGAUAUUUGCUGUGUUGGUGUAGUGUACUCAGGGGAAUAAGAUGCUUGUGAUGUCGGCUCUGAGUGUAUAUCCGGCACCGUGGCAGGCUUGAAAAAUAUGCCUGGCCACGGUGGGAAUCGAACCUACGACCUUUGGAAUACUAGAGUACUGAUACGGCCAUUUGGAAGUAACUCGUUUGGAAGAAUAAACAUAUAGAAUAAAUUAUUUUUUCAACAGCAAUCAAGCUUAGACCUUAUUUUGUUGGCAACAUUCUUGCAGUUGCGUGAGCAUCGGAUGAUUCAAUUUGCAUUUCGUGGGGACGCGUAUAUUUCCAUCAACUUACGCUCCUUAAAUUUACCUACGUCUUAAGUACGUACACUAUGUUACUCAUCUUGAUAUUCAAUUUUCUUUCUUGUACAUUUAUGCAUUUCAUGCAUUUCAUGCACGGGUACCGCGCGCAUGCAGAUAAUUAUAAACGCGCAUGAAACCUGACUAGAUUGACCUGCCCAUUAUUAUUGUGAUUUUUCUACCGUUUUUAGUGCAAACAAAGUUGCUUUGGUAAUGGUAAUGGUUUAUUGACACAUUUAGUAGCAGUUACGCUAAUUUACAAAGUGUUUGAGAAAAAUUCAAUCCAGUGACCCAUCAAUGGAUUGAUGGAUCGAUGGAUCGAUGGAGUAAACAAUCCGGGGGGAGCUUGCAAAUGAUUUUUGAUUACGUUUUCUAGAGCUUUGCGACGUUCGGCCAACUAAUCGUUUGUAGCUGUUUAUAGAUUAUAAAAAAUCUAUAUUUAUAUUCAUGAUGGUACCAGAGUGAUGGUACAUGUUCUCAUUUAUUUUAUUCAACAUUUAGAGAAUUUAUAACCAAAUUACUGUUACAUUUCAAGCACUUGUUAUUAUAUGAUAUGCCCCCCUGCAACGUAAAACAAAUGAAUACACGUGCUCUGAUAUAACUAAUAAUUUUACAAUGGCGGGCAUAUGGACGCUCUCUCCUCCGCAGAGGCUUACAUGAAGUUUCUAGUGAGGGAAAAGUGAGCGCGCAAGGAGUGAUGGGAAGAGCUAAAUAAAGGAAGCCUCUGCGAGUUAAUUAAUGCAAUCAAUAUGGCGUCGUAUAUAAUCGUUUGUAGCGAAGUUCGAUCAACCAUCGGGGGUGUUAAAACAUGUUUUCGACUUUCAUUUUCAGGCGAACUUGAGUAUCCUGGGGUGAAUUCAAUAUCAAUAUCUUCUUCUGUCCAUUUGCAUCGAAAAAUAUUGAGAAAUUGCAAACGAAUAUCAAUGGAUACGAGCUAUCUAAUUAUAAAUAUCCUCUUAAUUGCAACAUUUCUUUAUAAAAAUGACUCUAUUGAACUUCGAUACUCAGAUUAUGAAGAUUCAUUUCAAUUUCUUUCACAUUUCCGUCGAUUUCAAGUUUAAAAAAAGGUCAAACAACUAGUUUGGUUCAAAACCAUACUUCGUCGCAUUAUCUGGCAGAGCCUCCCCAACUUCAUUUCAAUCUUCCCAUCACACCGCGCGCGCUCACUUUUAUUCAGGAAACUUCAUGUAAGUUAUUUGUAAAUACUUAAGGAGGCUCUGCGGAGGAGAGAGCAUAUGGACGAGCGGUGACUAUUGAGCAGCGGUGUAAAAUCGUGUAGACUAGAGUGUAUUACAACUGAGGUUGACAGUAUUAUGAUAAAAUCUUCUACCCAAUAUAUAAAUUGAUGUUAUGCAUUACGGGCAUUCAAUUAAGUGUUGAUAUUAUUUUGACGGUAUAUUUAUUAUACAGAGCUAUAGUACUAUACUAGGAAGGAGCGAGACAGUGUUGUUUUCAAAUGUAUAAACAUUUCAGACGCGAAUAUUGAGAAAAUCUUUGAGAUUCUACGCAAUAUAUAAAUUGAUGUUAUGCAUUACUGGCAUUCAAUUAAAUCAAGUGCCGAUAUUAUUUAGGCGCUACAUCACAGAAUAAAUGGCUACACUCAGACACUCAGUACACUGAAGCCAGAGAAGCCAGUUGUAAUAUAUUCUUUGCUGAACUGCUAGAACCACAUACAGCACGUUAUAGGGUUCAGACGACAUGGUGGAUAAGACGAAGUGCGGAGUAUAGAGUGCGGAGUGCGGAGUCUGUCAAAACAGUUUAUUUUCCUAUAUAAAGAUUCGAUUUUAAUGAGGCAUAAAGUGGAAAAUGCGGUGUCUGUCAAAAAAAGCGUUUUCCACUUUAUGCCCCCACACACUUGCACUAGUGUCUUUCUCAAUUUGAAACUUAAUUUGCACUAUCCUUGGAUCCCUAGUUAAAAAUGCGUUUUUGAAAAAGUGUAAAAUUGAUAAAAAGAAACUGCAAUUUAUAAUUACUGAUGUGUAAUAUGGGUUAUACCAAACAAUGAGUUAUUUUACAAAGCUUGAAAAAGUCGCUAUCCACUGAAUAGUGCGGCUGUCUGGGCUUCAACCUUCGGGAUACACUAACGCCUUUAUAGGAGUCGGUUGUGAAACGCCACUUCUUAUUACAUCAGAAUACCGAGAGUAAACAUGAAUCUGGCGUUCAUAGUGCUUGUUUUGAUUCUUUUAUCAUGGAUCGUUUCCAAAUUGUAUAUUUAGCUCAGGUCAUGCACGAGAUGUGAAUUGUCUUAAUAUAACAAAUUACAAUACACUCCAAAAUUUAAUUCUGAAACAACUAACGAUUCCUAAAAUUAAUGCACUUGCAUGGCACUUGUACACGCAUGCGGCGGUUCGCUGAUUAGCCACUUGUUUUAAACAGUCUAAUAUCACUGCAAUUAGACCAAAACAGACUUGUACUUGAUUAAUUUACAGCAAAAAGUAUCAAAACCAGUUCAUAAACUAUAGUUUGCAGUGUUUUUCUCUGGGUCAUGCAAAUUUCUUAUUUUUACAAUACAUUACAUUACAUUACCGAUUACAUCUAAGCGACUGCCAGCGACCACUUCAGUGUUAUAUGCAAGGCCGCCGAGAGAUUGCAUGCCGUAAUUAUAAAACGAGAGACUAUAGCGGUGUUUUACAACACUAGUUUUAUACUUUAUUGCAUAUUAUCCGGCACUAACGCAGCUAGGAUUUAUAUUUUCAGUCGCAAUCUUGCAUAAAGAAAUUUUAAGGGCCUUCGUUGCUUUGGGGGGGGGGGGCCUUUUUGAGCUGGGGUCUGAUCCCGGGAAAAGUGCCCCCGCCCCGUGAAUAGAAAAGAAAGAAUAUAAGUUUGGAAGAAUAUACAUAAAAUAAAUAACCUUUUCGACGUAAAAUUUAGACCUAUACGUUCGAAUCCUAUAUUGUCGGGAAUAUUUUGCGCUUGCGUGGACAUUGGGGAUUAAAUUUUCAUCUUCGUGCACGACUGACGCGCAUGCAUGCAUUUCAAGUCACGCUCCUUGAAUUCGCCUAUGUCUUAAGUACGUACCCAUUAUAUGUUACGCAUCUUGAUAUUCAAUGUGCAUAAUUACGCGUAAUAACGCGCGCAUACACAUUUCAUGCGUAACGCGCGCAGUUAUAAACACGCAUGAAACUUGACUAGGUUGAUCAGUAUUGAUCAGAAGUUGUGAAAUGAUAGUUCUUAGAUCAAAACAACCAAGAGCAAAUAUGAAUCUUGCAUUCAAAGUGCUUGCUUUGUUUCUGUUAUCAUGGACUGUUUUUGGCCAAGGUAUGCUAGUUCAAAAUAUAAUAAUUAUGUUUUAACCUGUCUCCUUAAUUUGUUAUAUUCCUUGACGCAUAUACCUGCAUACAAUAAGGUUUCUGUAGCGUCGUAUACAUAUAUUAAGUUUAACAAGAACAAUACAAGUCUUGUAUUGUUAAGAUAUUAUACAAGCCACUCACAUGUACACUCUAUACCUCCAUCCACCCUCACCCUGAACUUCGUUCCCAGGAUCUUACCCUGGGACGAGGUUUCCUCACCCCCCCCCCCUCCCCACCCAUGCACCGCAAGUGAUAUCUACAUCUUUCACGGAUAAGGGAGGAACAAGGCAAAUGUACCAAGUACGUUCUCCAAUUCGUAGAACACAUAUACAGAAAUAGCAUUUUCAGACCAUGAUAUUAAUCAAAAUUAUGCCAAAUGUUAUAUCAUUCUAGUUGUGCUAUAUAAUUCUGUAGUGAUCAGUAAUUCUUGGUGUGCAAGUGACGUCGCAAUGUUGAUUAAAUUUACUACGCGAUUUUCCAUAUUUCCAAUCAGUCCUAAUUCAGCCAACAUUGCGCAUUUAAAGUCUGUUUGCUUUCGAAUCCCUGGAAAUUAGUUCUAUACCAUCCACUUUAACUAAAUUUGAAAAACCUAUAUUUUAAUUGUUCAUUUUGCUUCCACUUCCUAUGAUAUAUAGCCUGCUCGCAGACGUUGUAUUUCUUACGCCAAACGACGAAAAACUAACGUCUGCUAACCCGAGCGCCAGAAUGAAUUCUGCUACGUCAACCAAUCAGAAUUUACCUUCCAAAUUCUGGAAAGUGACGUCAGUUGAUUUAGAAGCGGAAUAAAUAUAAAUAAAUAUUUUGAAAGCAGUCGUCAGGUGAAUUUUGGUCAAAAUUACACAUAAAGAUAUUGAUACUUGUCCAGGUAAUAAAAUGCACCAUUAAUGAUCGGAUUCGGAUAUUGAAGAUGUCCGGUUAUAUUUAAAACGCGGACAGGAUGGUAUUAUACUGUAUGAAUCUAGGCAGUGCCAGACAGCAUCAAAUCCCGAAUAUAUUUCGCUGAAAUUUGUACUUUUGACGGAUGUUUAUCUUUAAGACAACAGAACUCAGAAGACAGAAAAUAUUAUAUAAUACUGUGGCUUAGAAAGCGAAAUAUUAGCUUCAGAGUAAACUAAUUUGCUGUUUGAGCAACAACUUCUGAAUGUAAACUUCAGUGUAAUUGCGCCGAGAUGAAUUUUCUUGGCUAUAUUUUUCUACAUGACAACGAGAGCUUAAUCUUUUAGAAGUUUUCGUCGAAGUCAUGGCAUAUAUAGGAAGUAUCAAGAGCAACAUUUGGACAUAUCGUGAUAUACCCGAGUUUCCCGAUCGAUUGAUUGUUUGUCAUUGUCAACAACGCUAUAGUUUGCAAAAUAUAUCCACGCGUGCAAGUAAACAAAUUUCAACCCAAACAAUAUAUUCCCAUGUGCAAGGGCUUUCCCCAGUAGCUAAUCUCUCAAUAAAGCGGCUUCCAACAGGGCCCGCGGAGCGUAUUAGAGAGUGGGGGGGCUAAAUCAUCAAUAAAACCCCCAAUUAAUUAAUUUAGAAAGUUUCAUUUAGAUUUCUAUUUUAAUAAUUUUGGCUGUCAAAAAAAGUGGGGGGGCUAAAGACCCCCCCAGCCCCCCCCGUCUCUGCGGUCCCUGUCCAAUUGGCUCUAACUCUUUUGAACACUGCCAGAUGAUUGGCUCCUGAAUCAAAGGGAAUGGAAUGUGCAGCUCUGGUCAGCAGACGUUAGUUUUUCGUCGUUUGGCAUAAGAAAUACGUCUGCAAGCAGGCUAUAUCACAUAUGACGUUUUAAAAUAAGUAGUUUAUCAGAAAUGUUUAAUGUUUUUUCAUCAAAAUUCAUUUCUUUCCUGUUAUUGCUUUAUAUCAAAGAACCGAAGUGUCAACAAUUUUGUCCUGCGAUAUACGCUCCAGUAUGUGGAUCAGAUGGAAAGACGUAUGAUAACAUGUGUUUGUUGGAAGUCGCUGAUUGUGAGAGUGACGGAAAUAUCACGAAAAUUCACGAUGGGCCUUGUAGUGAGUAAAAUGCUUUUUAAAUAUAAUUUUAAACAAUUUAGAUAAAUUUCUUUCUUAAAAAAACAUCAAUAGUUAUAGCUCUAUAUAUCCAAUCUGGCAGUCUUUGCCCAUCAAAUGUUUUGUUUUUCCUUUUAACGAACUUUUAUCCAACAUGCUUUGACUCUUGAAUCCCUGGAGAUUGUUGCACACCAUCGCUAUAUAAAAAUGUGUUCCAAUUUUUGGAUUUUUUAGUUCGUAUGAGGCAUUUUUAAAUAUUUUCAAAUCUAACACCACUUUAUUCUUCUGUAACCUGCAUGUAUAAUAAGAAACCAAACUGUCCACAGUGGCACAAUAUGUUCUAGUAGUAAUGCGCAGCAAAGGUAGCUGUAAAACUCAAUAAUUCAGUUUUUGUUUAAUAAUUUUCUAAACUUUGAUACAGAUCGUCGUGCCUCUUAAAUGAUUGUUUUACCACUUUUCGUUCACGUUCUCCUGAAUAUUAUCUUCAUGCACUUUUAUUGAUCUUGAUAUAUUAAUUAAGAUUUUUACAAGACUAUCGUGUACGUGUCGUGUGAUUGAUGUUUAUAUUCUCAAUUUUACAAGUUGAUUCACAAAUCAAAUAAUCAAGCCUUCUGUGACUUAAAUGAGCAGUUACUCAAAUUAUAAAGAAUAUGAUUGAGUAUUAUGUUGAUCUUUAUGUUUCUCACUUGACAGUAUACUGCAUGAGCUUGAAACAGGAAUUAUUUUAAUGCGCAGUGAUAACCAAUUUGUGCAACGUUCAGUGGGACUUGUGCAAUGAUAAAUGAGAUUGUGUCUGGUAUUGAUUUGCUUUAAUAUUUAACUAGACGUCAUAUUAAUUCGUAAAAGGAGUGCAUAAUUAAUCGCAAAUUAUGUUUAAAUUAUUCAAUAAUGUUUUCAAAUUUUAUAUCGAAUUUUAUAUGGCCUAAUAUUCAAUCUUUCAAGCUGAAAUGUACCAAAAAUUGUGUCUGAAAAUGUAAGAAGUCAACCUCUGGAGGCUAAAAAGUACUGAAAGGCUAAAAAGUUCCCCAGGAACCCCGAAUAGUUCAAUUUGUCUUUCGCAAUUCCCCAUCACCUUGUUUGGCCCUUUUCUUAGGUUCCUAUUUAUAAAUUCGUCAAUUUUCCUGUUUUGGAUUUUCCAGUAUACAGCGAUAACUUAUAAUCUAGAGAGCUAGUAACUUAGCUGUACACAGCGCUCCUUCGGUGUGUGAUAUGCUCGGCUAUUUUAUGGGGUUCUCGUUGUGCAGUGAUAAAAUUUCUUUUAAAUAAUCCGCCCGCGGGCUUAAAAUUAUGCAAAACCAAAUAUGCAUAGGGACGUCUUACAGCACUGACCAAACGGUGAAGCCAUACAUAUUAGAUCAAGUUUUCUUAUUGUUUUAGUCACGAAUAAAGUGUGUCCGGCCUUCUGUUCGCUUAUUUAUGAUCCAGUGUGUGGAUCAAACGGCAAGACUUAUCCCAAUCCAUGCAGCUUACGGUUUGCUGAUUGUGAAUUUGAAAACGACAAAGAAAUAACAUUAAAACAUAAUGGAUCAUGCAAGAGUAGAGGUAAACAUUUAAGAUGGCGGCGCGCAUGCGCAUAAUAACUGAACAUGAAUUUUAAGUCCUUUAUGAUAUGUAAUGUUCUAAAAUAUCCUAAAUAAUUAAUGAGAAAUAUUAAAUGUUUUGUCAAUCAAAACUUUCUUUUCUGUUCUUUAUAAUUAUAUCAAAGAAGCAGGGUGUCAACAAUUUUGUCCUGCAAUAUACGCUCCAGUAUGUGGAUCAGAUGGAAAGACGUAUGAUAACAUGUGUUUGUUGGAAGUGGCUGACUGUGAGAGUGAAGAGAAUAUCACGAAAGUUCACGAUGGUCCUUGUAGUGAGUAAAAUGUUUUUUAAAUAUAAUUUUAAACAAGUUUAGAUAAAUUUCUUUCUUAAAAAUCAUCAAUAGUUAUAGCUCUAUAUAUCCAGUCCGGCAGUCGUUACCCAUCAAAGGUUUUGUUUUUCCUUUCAACGAACUUUUAUCCAACAUGCUUUGUCUUUUGAAUCCCUGGAGAUUAGCAACCUCGUACCCAGGGCAUUUUACGUCCACGGCGUCGACGCCGUGGAGGUAAAAUGCCCUGGGUACGAGGUUGGAAGAUUAGUUGAAAACCAUCGCUAUAAAAAUGUGUUCUAAUUUUUGGAUUUUUUAGUUCGUGUAUAUCAGGCAUUUUUAAAUAUUUUCAAAUCUGACAACACUUUAUUCUUCUGCAACCUGAAUGUAUAAUAAGAAACCAAACUGUCCACAGUGGCACAAUAUGUUCUAGUAUGUGAACCAGAUAGUAACACAUAUCCCAAUUAUAAAUGUUUGUUGAAUAAGACCGCUUAUGAGUUUUUCAAUAUAUCUUGCUUGGAAUAAUUAUAUAAUUUUUCAUAAAUUAGGCACACAAGUGAAGCAAAAUAAAAAUGCAGCACGAAUUUCUAUUAUAAUUUACAUAAUUAUUUUGCUUAUUUGCGUGUUUACAUGCAAAUUAAUAUUAGACAUAUUAUAUUUUGAUUAGUUCCAAAGUUUUUUAAUAAAAUAAAUUUAUUUCUGUACGACUGCCAAUUGUUAUAUCAUUUUAGUUGUACUCAUAUAUUCUGAUCAGUAGUUCUUGAUGUGCAAGUGACGUCGCCAUGUUGAAUAAAUUUAGUACACGAUUUUCCAGUGGGAAGCUAGCCAUAGCAGCGGGUCAUGUUAUGCACAUUUUUGAUGGUUUGAACUUUUCAAAUCUUUAGAAAUGUAUUGUCUUUAACCUGCGGCCGGUAUAGAUGCAGGUUUAUUAGCAUAGCAUGACCAGUUGCCAUGCAUAGCUUCGUCAGUGCGAGUUUCCAUAUUUGCAAUUCUAAUUAAGCCAAAAUUGCGCAUUUAAAUUCUGUUUGCCUUCGAAUCCCCUGAAAUUAGUUCUAUACCAUCCACUUCAACUAAAUUUGAAAAACUUAUAUUCUAAUGUUUCAAUUGGCUUCCCAUUCCUAUGAUAUGAUGUUUUAAAAUAAUUAAUUUAUCAGAAAUGUUUAAUAUUUCUUCAUCAAAACUAAUUUCUUUCCUGUUAUUGCUUUAUAUCAAAGAACCAAAGUGUCAACAAUUUUGUCCUGCGAUAUACGCUCCAGUAUGUGGAUCAGAUGGAAAGACCUAUGAUAACAUGUGUUUGUUGGAAGUGGCUGACUGUCAUAGUGAGGAAAACAUCACAAAAGUUCACGAUGGUCCUUGCAGUGAGUAAUUUAUUUAUUUAUUUUAUUUCUAUAUACUAUUCUGUAAAUCAUUCGUCUGUUACUGUUUUCAGUUAUACAGGAUGUAUAAAAAACUGUUCAGUUCGAAAAUGUCCGCUGCGCUAAACUGCAAAUUCUGCAAAUUUUGGAAAAUUUAUGCAUGCAUGGAUAGUUUGGGGUCUGCUAAUAUCUUUACCAUUAAGUACUGUUUAAUAAACGAGCAGGAGUGUUUUAUUAGGUUUAAAGCCACGAGCGCGCAGCGCGAGUGGCUUUAGACCUAAUAAAACACGACCUGCGAGUUUAUUAAACGGCUUCAAACACGACUACAAAUUCAAUAAAUAUACUGCUUUAUUAGUAUUCUUUAUAUAAAGAAUACUAAUGAGGACACGACUACAAUAGAUACUGCCUUUUUAGUAUUCUUUAUAUAAAGAAUACUAAUUAGAAGUGUUUAUCAGGUUUAAAGCCACUGCACGUGACAUAUUAUGGUUGACAUGAGUUGCCAAUAAGCUUAUGAAUUAUGAAUUAUUAAUGAGUUUUUGAAAUGGUUUUCAAACACUCAUUAAUAAUUCAUAAGCUUAUUGGCAAAUCAUGUCAACCACACUAUGUAACGUGCAGUGGCUUUAAACCUGAUAAAACACUCCUAAUUAGUAUUCUUUAUAUAAAGAAUACUAAUAAGGCAGUAUCUAUUGUAGUCGUGUCCUCAUUAGUAUUCUUUGUAUAAAGAUACUAAUAAAACAAUAUAUCUAUUGAAUUUGUAUAGUCGUGUUUGAAGCCGUUUGAGUGUUUGAAAUGGUUUUCAAACACUCAUUAAUAAUUCAUAAGCUUAUUGGCAAAUCAUGUCAACCAUAAUAUGUCACGUGCAGUGCCUUGUCAACCAUAAUAUGUCACGUGCAGGUCCAAACAAGAAUGUACCUCUACUGUUAUUGUACACCACAAACAAUUGCAAUUCCGACUAACAUCAGGCCUGCGUAUGUCUCCGCUUACCUUUUUAUGAACACAAUUUACAUGCAUGUACAGCAGCAUCUUCUAAUGCGCAGCAAAUUAGAUAGCUGUAAAACUCAUGCAUUAAUAAUUCAGUUUUUGUUAAAUAAUUUUCUAAACCUUGAUACAGAUCGUCCUGCCUCUUAAAUUAUUGUUUUCCCACUUUUCGUUCAUGUUCUGCUGAAUAUUAUCUUCAUGCAUGCACGUUUAUUGAUCUUAAGAUUUACAAGCCUAUCGUGCAUGUGUCGUGUGAUUGAUGUUUAUAUUCUCAAUUUUACAAUUCAAGUUGAUUCACAAAUCACAUAAUGAAGCCUUCUCUGACUUAAAUGAGCAGUUACUCAAAUUAUACAGUAUGAUUUAGUAUUAUGUUGAAUUUUAUGUUCAUCAUGCAGUGAACGCAACUAUUCCACCUCACUUGACAGUAUACUGCAUGAGCUUGAAACAGGGAUAAUUUUAAUGUGCAGUGAUAACCAAUUUGUGCAACGAUCAAUGGGACUUGUGCAAUGAUAAAUGAGAUUGUGUCCGGUAUUGAUUUGCUUUAUUAUUUAACUAUACGUGAUAUUAAUUCGUAAAAGGAGUGCAUAAUGACAAGUUAUGUUUAAAUUAUUCAAUAAUGUUUUCAAAUUUUACAUCGAAUUUUAUAUGUUUUAAUAUUCAAUAUUUCAAGCUGAAAUGUAUUAAAAAUUGUUUCUGAAAAUGUAAGAAGUCAACCUCUGGAGGCUAAAAAGUACUGAAAGGCUAAAAAGUUCCCCAGGACCCCUGAAUAGUUCAAUUUGUCUUUCGCAAUUCCCCAUCACCUUAAUUUGUUUGGUCUCUUUUCUUAGGUUCCUAUUUACAAAUUAGCCAAUUUUCCUGUUUUGGAUUUUCCAGUACAGCGAUAACUUAUAAUCUAGAGAGCUGGACACAGCGCUCCUUCGGUGUGUGACAUGUCUAGUUUAUGGGGUUCUUGUCACAUGUGCAGUGAUAAAAUUUCUUUAAAAUAAUCCUGCGGGCUUGAAAUUAUGCAAAACCUAAUAAUUAUGCAUACAGUUACAGGGAUGUCUUACAGCACUGACCAAACAGUGAAGCCAUACAUAUUAUAUCGAGUUUUCUUAUUGUUUUAGUCACGAAUAAAGUGUGUCCGGCCUUCUGUUCGCAUAUUUAUGAUCCAGUGUGUGGAUCAAACGGCAAGACUUACCCCAAUCUAUGUAGCUUGCGGUUUGCUGAUUGUGAAUUUGAAAACGACAAAGAAAUAACAUUAAAACAUAACGGAUCAUGCAAGAGUGAAGGUAAACAUUUAAGAUGGCAGCGCGCAUGCGCAUAAUAACUGAUAACUAAACAUGAAUUUUUAAAAAAAUUUCGGUCCUUUAUGAUAUGUAAUGUUUUAAAAUAUCCUAGAUAAUUAAUGAGAAAUAUUAAAUGUUUUGUCAAUCAAAACUUCCUUUUCUGUCCUUUAUAAUUAUAUCAAAGAACCAGGGUGUCAACAAUUUUGUUCUGCGAUAUACGCUCCCGUGUGUGGAUCAGAUGGAAAGACGUAUGAUAACAUGUGUUUGUUGAAAGUGGCUGACUGUGAGAGUGAAGAGAAUAUCACGAAAGUUCACGAUGGUCCUUGCAGUGAGUAAUUUAUUAUUCUGUAAAUCGUCUCCCUUUUUGCUAUAUACAUAACAGAAGAAGAGUGUUCGGAGGUUUGCCCUCUGGUAUACGCUCCAUGCAGUAUAUUCUGAUCUUAAUUUUCAUUACAUUCCAGUGUGAAACAAAAUCCCAAUGAAUGUUGCGCUGGACAAGAUCUGCUUAUGAGUUCUUUAAUGUAUCUUAAAACCAUUAUACCUUUUUUCAUCAAUUAAACAAACAAAUGAAACAAAACAACCGCAGCAGCAAUUUCUAUUAGGCCUAUAAUUCCAGGUGAUCUGACGGCGAGCAACUGGGACUAGCAACAAAAUAGAAAUCCAGUUUCGUACCUUCAAUCACUUGUCACGGCCUGAUUCUUUUGUGAAACUGUUUGAAACUUUGUGUCUGUGUCUUGCACAGGGAAAUGAAUAUCUGAGAGAAAUUUGAGAUAGAAAUCUAAUAUCGUUAAUGAGAUAUUGAGUAAUUUUAAACCAGAAGUUGAUUUACAUUUUACAACUAGUGCCAAGCCUUUUCCGAGAUCACCUAGGUGGUUGCAUUCUACGUGACAUUUUGCUUAAUCGCAUCUCGAAUCGCAUGCUCACGAAAUAUAAUUUUUAAAUUGUUCCAAAUAAUUUUUUUUUUAAUAAUUUAUUUUUCUAUGACUGCCAAUAGUUAUAUAAAUUUAGUUGUACUAAAUUCUGAUCAGUAAUUUCUGAUAUGCAGCCUAUGCAGGUGACAUUAAUUGCCAUGUUGAAUAAUUUAGUACACAAUUCUCAUUAUUUCCAAGCCAACCAACAUUGCAAAUAUAAAGUCUAUAUUCGCCUUUGUUCUCUGGAAAGCCAACUUUAUCUUUUGCAUUUUAUUGUCUAAUUUCACACUCAAUCGUCCAUAUCUUUUUGCCUUCUGUCAAUUUUUCUGAAUAUUUUUUUGAAAAUUUAUGGUUGAUAGAGGAAUAACACAUUAAAAUUUGAAGAGAAGUUUACAAGACAGGUUUCGAGAUAUUCAUGAAAAACGACUACAGAAAAUUCGUCUUGUAGAAGUUUUUGAAAUUCUGAUGUUUUACUAAUUGUCAUGCUUAGCAAAUGUGCGAAAUUUAAAAAAAAAUUCACAGAAAAAAAAACGCGAGAAAAAUAGCCCUAAAGUCCAGCUGAAGCUGCGCUGACGUGCUGAAACUGUCGCGUUCACUAUGAUCACCAUUUGGGCGUGCGUGUCAAUUCUAAUGCGUGAACAACACAAAAGUGGUAAAACGUCUGCGCAUGGGUGGUCAACCUUACUGAAAUUUGCCUUGCGAAUGUUGUGUCAAGAACACUGCGGGAAAACGUCUGCGUAUGCGCAUGUAUACUAAAACAAAUGGCGAGGAAUUUAAAUGCAAAAUUGUAAACAAAAACAUGGCUAUUUAAUAUAUUAUUUCAGUAAGUGAAACAAACAAAAAAUACACUAGACGGGUAGUUUAGACAUUAAUAAAAAGUUUUCUAAGAUUUGAAAUCUAAAAGAAACAGAAUUUAAAUUAAAAAUUAUCGUUUUAGACCGGAGAGAGACAGAAGAGUUAAGAAAACUAUUAAGAGUUAAGAGACAGAAGAGUUACGAAAACUAUAAAAUAGUUAAGCAUUUGCACACAAUUAAAUUGUUGAGUAAAUCAUUACCAUUAAAUAUAGUCAACGCAAAAAUUAUACAUGCUAUGCAAAAAAAGUUAUUGAGAAAAAUGUGGGUCAUAUGAACCUACGAAAAAUAUAUUUGUAUGGUUAGGUUAAGGAACGUUUUAUACAAUAAAUAUAUCGACAGUCACCUAUAGUUUGGGGUCUGCUAAUAUCUUUACCACUAAAAUUAUUUUGAAACGUAAUUUUGCCGGUGCAGGAAGGCUGUUUCUAAAGCCACUUUAAAAAUAGCUUGCGCACAAAAAUGGAAGACUUCAGAACGCAAUUUUAAUUCACAGGUUUCAAAUUCGGAAGGUUGUUUUAUGAACUAUUAAAGUUACCAGAUAAUUUGAUAUACUUAAUGUCCUACGUGCAACCUCCAAAAUUUGGCCUUUUUUGCCCUGAUAAUAGCUUUUCCCGCAUAAUUUAUCACGCGUAUGACUGAUUUUAUGCAUGGUUGUUUUACGCAUGAUUGAUUUCUUGUGUACUCUUUACAAAAAAGUUUAAAAAUUAUGCAUAAAAGCUACUAUGGCAAUAAGUCCACGAUUUAAAGAUCGCGCGUUGGACUUACUGUAAAUCAAAUUGUCUACUUUGAUAAUUCAUAAAAAACACCUUCUACACUAGCACCCUAUGAAUUCAAAUUGCAUUUUCAGUCCUUUUUUGCGAAAGCCAUUUUAAAGUGGUUUUUAAAACAACUCUGCUGCACUCGAAAAUUUAUUUUUUUAAAUAAUUUUAGUGGUGAGGAUACCCGCAGAUCCCAAAUACCCAUGUAUGCUUGCACAAAGCAAUUUUCCAGUUUACCAGCCUUUUUCGAACUGUGCAGUUUUUUUAUACACCCUGUAUAGUCUUUUUAGAUUCAGCAAAUAAAACGCAGCAUGUGAAUUGAGUUGAAUGACAGGACUUACGUCACUUUUUUUCGGUGACAGUCUAGGAGUGCCUUGAAGACAGUAUAAAAUAUCAUUUCAGUCCGCGACACUGUUAUUGAAAAUUGUGAGCAUUAUAACAUACCAUACCAUACCGUACGUAUUAAAUACGCACUGAAAGAUAGAUUAAAAACUAGUUAACAGCAUACGUACAGUUCCAGUUUUGAAACUAAGUUUAGGAUUUAAAGGAAGGAACUAAGUUUAGGAUUUACGUUUAAGCGCAACUAAUCCACCUCACUUGCCAGUGCAGGAGCUUGUAAUUACGCAAAACCUACCUAUACAGAUGCACGAAUCUUUUACAACACCGAUUAAACGGUGACGCUAUACAUAUUAGAUCAUAUUUUCUUUUUGUUUUAGUCACGAGUAAAGUGUGUCCAGCCUUCUGUCCAAAUGAUUAUGAUCCAAUGUGUGGAUCAAACGGCAAGACUUACUCCAAUCUAUGCAGCUUGCGGUUUGCUGAUUGUGAAUUUGAAAACGACAAAGAAAUAACAUUAAAACAUAACGGAUCAUGCAAGAGUAAAGGUAAAUAUUUAAGAUGGCAGCGCGCAUGUGCAUAACAACUGAUAACUAAACUUGAAUUUUUUAAAAAAAAUUAAAUCCUUUAUGAUAUGUAAUGUUUUAAUAUAUCCGAAAUAAUUAAUGAGAAAUAUUAAAUAUUUUGUCAAUCAAAACGUUCUUUUCUGUCAUUGAUAAUUAUAUCAAAGAAUCGGAUUGUCAACAAUUUUGUCCUACGAUAUACGCUCCAGUGUGCGGAUCAGAUGGAAAGACGUAUGAUAACAUGUGUUUGUUGGAAGUCGCUGACUGUGAGAGUGAAGAAAAUGUCACGAAAGUUCACGAUGGUCCUUGCAGUGAGUAAUUUUAGAUUUUAUGGAAUUUUUAUUUCAGUCUUUUUAUUAUUCUAUAAAUCAUUUCUCUUUUCAUACAGAAGUAGAGUGCAUGUUCGGAGGUUUGCCUUCUGUCUUGUAUACACUCCAGUUUGUGGAUCUUAAUUUUGAAGCACUUUUUAAUAUUUUUAAAUGAAACACCACUUUUAUUCUCCUGAUAUAUAUCUGCAUGCAUGCUGAAGAACCAAUGUGUUCAAGCGGUUGCUCCAGGAUAUAUUACAUUCCAGUGUGUGGAACAAAAUCCCAAUGAAAAUUGCGCUGAACAAGAACUGCUCUUCAAUAUAUCUUAAAACCAUUAUACUAGCUUUACAUGAUCUUACAUCAAUUAAACAAACAAGUGAUGCAAAAGCACCAAUUAUAUUUCGUUCAUAAUUUGCAUUCUACGUACUACGUGACAGAAAUUUUGCUUAAUCGCAUGCAUGCUCACCAAAUAUUACUUUUACUGAAUUGUUCCAAUUAAAAUUAAAUUAUUCUUUCUUUUACUGCCAAUAGUUAUGCAAAUUUAGUUGUAGUACAUUUGAUAAGUAAUUCCUGAUGUGCAAGCGACAUUGCGAUUUUCAAUAAAUUUAGUUAACAAUUUUUAUUAUUUCCAAUUCAAAUCCAACCAUGCAAGUCAACCAACAUUGCAAAUAUAAAUUAAGUCUAUUCGCCUUUCGUUCGAUCCUGGAAAUUGGUUGCAUGCCAUUCAUGUUUUAGCUAAGUUUGAAAAACUGUUGUACUUUUGUUUUUCAAUUUCCUUGCCUUGUUUAAAAUAUAUGUACUAAAUAAUUAAUGAGUGAUUGUUAAUGAUUUCUCCAUCAAAAGAUAAUUUAUUUUCUCUUAUUGCUUCAUAUAAUUUAAAGAACCAAGCUGUCAGAAAGCUUGCCCUCUCAUAUACGCUCCAGUAUGUGGAUCAGAUGGAAAGACAUAUGAUAAUAUCUGUGCGUUAGAAGUGGCUGAUUGUCAGAGCGAAGAAAACAUAACGAAAGUGCACGAUGGUCCAUGCAGUGAGUAAUUUUAAUUUCUAUGAAAUUUUCGUUUCUAUAUAUUAUUCUGUAAAUUGUUUUUCUUUUUAUGUUUUUUUAUAUAUAAUAGAAGCGAAGUGUCCUAUUGCUUGCCCCAAGAUAUACGCUCCAGUAUGUGGAUCAGAUGGGAAGACAUAUAACAACACGUGUUUGUUGGAAGUGGCUGCAUGUGAGAGUGAAGAAAAUAUCACGAAAGUUCACGAUGGUCCUUGUAGUGAGUAA
Messenger RNA from Paramuricea clavata, 19968 nucleotides. NCBI's taxonomy places the organism in Eukaryota, Metazoa, Cnidaria, Anthozoa, Malacalcyonacea, Plexauridae. The record is from the annotation of a GenBank genome assembly.